Miscanthus lutarioriparius is the source of this 957-nucleotide messenger RNA. The record is from the annotation of a GenBank genome assembly. Lineage: Eukaryota; Viridiplantae; Streptophyta; Magnoliopsida; Poales; Poaceae.
AUGGCAUCGGACCGUGGAGAGGUCGACACCUCCAGUGCCUUUCGGUCUGUCAAGGAGGCGGUCGCCGUGUUCGGGGAGCGCAUCCUUGUCAGGGAAGCCCAGUUCAGGCCAAAUGGUGGUGCGCAUGGCGGCCGUCGUGUUGGCAAGGAGGUGAACUCCAGGGUGAAUGCUGUCGCCAUUGCCGCCUCUGAUGUGAAGCCACCUAACCGGAGUGAUGGUGUCAUGGAAAACCACUCCAAGCCAAGUGUUGUCACCUACAAUGCCAAGAAAGAGUUGAGUAGUGGCAAUGGCAAUAGCAAGCCUGCUUCAAACCUACUCCCGGUGUCGAUGCCAAGGCCGCCGGUUGCAGAACAUAUGCCAAUGUACCUGGUUCCCUCCUCGCCGCCGUUCUUUGCGUCGUCUCCUUCACUGGCCAACGACGACGAUGACGAGCAGGAGCGCAAGACAGCUGACCUCAUCGUCAUGAGCUCCAUCAAGAAGCUGGAGGACGAGGCGGCCAGGACGAGGCAAGAGGUGUCGCAGCUCAAGAGGAGGCUGGCCGAGAUGGAGCUGUCCAUGGCGACCCUGAACGCGAAGCUCCACCGUGCGCUCUCCAAGGUGGCGCACAUGGAGGCUGACAACGCGGCGGCGGCGCGCGCCAGCAUCGAGAGAGGCGGCGGCCGCGGCGACAUGGCGCUGACGGUCUGGGCCGAGCGCCGCGCCCCCAGCGCCAGCAGGCCGCAGUUGGGCCACCUGCUGAGGCUCGGCGAGGCCGAUAGGGAGGCGGUGGUGGUGUCCGGCUCCGGUGGCGGCCGGGCAGUGGCGGCGCCGGCGAGGAGGAAGGUGCAGAAGCAGAAGCCGAUCGUGCCACUGGUUGUUCCGCUCAUUAAUGGCCUCCUCUUUUCCAAGAAGAGGAGGAUGAAGGACAAGGAGAGCGUGUACAUGAAGGAGCUUUACAGCUUGCUUAGGUUGAGUUGA